GCUUCCGCCGGUGACAGGAAGCGGAAGUUGCCGAGGGGACGUGUCCGAGCGCGGCGGGAGCCGGGAUCUGGGGCAAUAUGGAGCUAGAGGCAAUGAGCAGGUACACCAGCCCAGUUAACCCGGCUGUCUUCCCGCACCUCACUGUGGUGCUGCUUGCCAUUGGCAUGUUCUUCACUGCAUGGUUCUUCGUUUAUGAGGUGACAUCCACCAAGUACACGCGAGACAUCUACAAGGAGCUGCUGAUCUCACUGGUGGCAUCGCUCUUCAUGGGGUUUGGUGUCCUGUUCCUGCUGCUGUGGGUUGGGAUCUAUGUGUGAGGCCCAGGCAGAGUGACGUGUGGACCCCCAGUGGCUGUGGGAAGCUCUGGAGAAGUUCUUUUUGUAUUUGUUUUAUACUUCAGCGUGGGAGCUUGCUUCAGGCAUGGACUGUACUCCUGUCAGCUGAUUCCUGCCAGCACAACAAACCAAACCUGAAUAAAAAUGGCUCUGUGAUGCA
Phasianus colchicus (ring-necked pheasant) is the source of this 495-nucleotide messenger RNA. It is a transcript of the gene TMEM258, whose product is annotated as transmembrane protein 258. NCBI's taxonomy places the organism in Eukaryota, Metazoa, Chordata, Aves, Galliformes, Phasianidae. The record is from RefSeq and is a predicted model, not a curated record. Gene Ontology annotation, cellular component: oligosaccharyltransferase complex.